ACUCCGCGGCAACUCCCAUUCAGUGUAUUUAAUUGCAGCCGGACUGAAGAAUUCCGUCAUGAUCCUCACUGUGAAUCGAGCAUACGUUUAACCUUAUUGGCGCAUGUCCAAGGAAUUGCUCAUGAUUGGGUUCGCUUGACCAAAUUCUCCGGAGGAGAACUUUACACAUGAACUGGACUCCGGCAUGCCAGAAAACAUCCCGUUUCUGAAGAACCGCACGGAACUGGGACAUGUUGGACGCGCGCUGGGUUCGAGCUCGCGACCCGCGUGGGCUGUAGCGGCGCUGGCCAGCGUGCUGAUCUUCACCACGGUGGUGGACGUCCUGGGGAAUCUUCUGGUCAUUAUCUCUGUCUGUCGCAAUAGGAAGCUGAGAAAUGCUGGUAACGUGUUUGUGGUGAGUCUGGCGUUUGCUGAUCUGCUGGUGGCCUUCUACCCCUACCCAUUGGUGCUGUAUGCAAUCUUCCACGAUGGCUGGUCACUGGGGGACACGCAGUGCAAGGUGAGUGGCUUCCUGAUGGGCCUGAGUGUGAUUGGCUCCAUCUUCAACAUCACGGCGAUCGCCAUCAACCGCUACUGCUACAUCUGCCACAGCUUCGCCUAUGGGCGCCUCUACAGCUACCGCAACACGCUCCUGCUGGUGGGUCUGGUGUGGACACUGACCGUGCUGGCCAUCCUGCCCAACCUGUUCGUGGGCUCGCUGCAGUACGACCCGCGCGUCUACUCUUGCACCUUUGCGCAGACGGCCAGCGCCUCGUACACCAUCGCCGUGGUGGUGGUACACUUCCUGGUGCCCAUUGCCGUGGUGACCUACUGCUACCUGCGCAUCUGGAUCCUGGUCAUUCAGGUGCGUCGGAAGGUGAAGAGCAACGAGCGUCCGCGCCUGCGCCCGAGUGACCUGCGCAACUUCGUCACCAUGUUCGUGGUGUUCGUGCUCUUCGCCAUCUGCUGGGCGCCACUCAACCUGAUCGGGCUCGCCGUGGCCAUCGACCCGCACCGCAUUGCACCACACAUCCCCGAGUGGCUCUUCGUGGUCAGCUACUUCAUGGCCUACUUCAAUAGCUGCCUCAACGCCAUCAUCUACGGCCUGCUCAACCGCAACUUCCGCAGGGAGUACAUGCGCAUCGUCACAUCCAUGUGGAUACCACGCCUCUUCGUCACAGAGACCUCGCGGGCAGCUACGGAUGGGAUGAGGAGCAAGCCCUCGCCUGCCAUCAACAACAACGAAUGAAUCAUGGGAAAUGUAGUGUUUUUCUGAAACUUGGAAAAAGAAAUCAGGAAAUAAUGACCUGACAAAAAUACUGUUACAUUUGUGAAUAUUGCCCCAGACUCCAAUGACUUGGUGCCUGUUUGAUUUAUCCAGCACUCAUGAAGUAUCUCUUUUCAUGUUCUCCGAUUUUAUGGUACUGUACAUAUGUUAGAGUUUGCGUUUACGGGAAACAACCUCACACAGUUUAGAUGCUGCUGACAUCCGACUUGUUAUUAUGUAGAUAUCUUAGUAAUCUUGACAUGGAAAAGGAUAACGACAGUUAACGGUUAAUAGACAGAUAUAUUAUUGAUAUAAAUUCUUUCAAAUGCAUAUGCACUGCCUUAAGUCCAGUCUUGUAUAUCAACCAUCUCUUGUGUCUACUGUACUUGUUAUACCUGACCCAUGUGAAAAAGUGCCAAACCCACUACUCUUGACACCAAAUCUCUUAAACUUGUGUGUGUCUGUGUCUGUGUGUGUGUGUGUGUGUGUGUGUGUGUGUGUGUGUG
Alosa sapidissima (American shad) is the source of this 1752-nucleotide messenger RNA. RefSeq names its product melatonin receptor 1Bb (gene mtnr1bb). Gene Ontology annotation, cellular component: membrane. The record is from RefSeq and is a predicted model, not a curated record. NCBI's taxonomy places the organism in Eukaryota, Metazoa, Chordata, Actinopteri, Clupeiformes, Clupeidae. Gene Ontology annotation, biological process: G protein-coupled receptor signaling pathway. The coding region runs from base 185 to 1228 and encodes 347 amino acids. Gene Ontology annotation, molecular function: melatonin receptor activity. The transcript has 3 exons.